AUGGCUGCCCUCGUCAUGCUCUCUGUUACUGUCCUCCUCGGCCUCCUCCUGCCUUCCUCCAUGGCCAACAACGUUCUCUAUACCUACAAGGAUUUGCUCACCGUUGAAUCCCUCACCAACGAGAACUAUAAGUUUGAAAUGCAGUCCAACUGCAACCUGGUGCUGUCCGACAAUGACACCAACAGGAUCCUGUGGUCCUCCAACACCACCGACAAAGGCCAUAACUGCUUCGUCCGCUUGCAGGCCAACGGCGACCUCGUCAUCUUCAACGGGAAGAACGAGGUUGUUUAUUCGAGCAACACCGCCGGCAAGGAGGACAACGACAAGUACAUCCUCUUCCUGUAUCCCGACGGCCACAUCAUCAUCUACGAACCUAAAUGGACCCAACCCAACAACACCGACAAUUACACGAACAGGAAGAUCGCCAUGGUGACUAAGAAUUAG
Messenger RNA from Zingiber officinale, 444 nucleotides. Its product is annotated as mannose-specific lectin-like. Bases 1 to 444 code for a protein of 147 amino acids. Lineage: Eukaryota; Viridiplantae; Streptophyta; Magnoliopsida; Zingiberales; Zingiberaceae. The transcript has a single exon. The record is from RefSeq and is a predicted model, not a curated record.